AAACUCGUUGUCAAUUCAUCUCCCCCUCCAAAACCCUAAUUCCUUGUCUGAUCCUUCUCUCCAAAUCUCUUCAAUUGCUUGCUAAUUUUUUGUCCCUCCGCCGUCGUAAUCUGGUAUCCAUCCAUUGCCGGAAAUUGUAGGGCUUCUGUGUGAUUCGGAACAAUGCACCAGCUUAAGCGGAAGGGCAAAGAAUUAGGGUUUCUAAUCAGGGCUAGAUGGUUGCUUUCGCAGGAUAAGAAACCUUUGGGAUGCUCACAAUUUGCUGAGUUUUCAUCUGCCUCGAUUGGGAGGCAGGAGCUCAUGACGACGUUUUUUGCUAAAUCAACUGCAGCCAACCGAUCUGGUUCUGAUAUUAGUAGGAUGCUAAAGGGGACAUCGAAGGCUGAAGGCGUCUCUUUGUUGUGUAGUGAAAACUUUGGGCUACCACCCCUUGUCCGUUCCUCCUGCCAAUUAAAUGGCUACUAUCAAAAGCAUAGAAUGCUCCCACGUUUUACAAGAGCAAUUUCGUCAAGUUCUUCACAAAAUUCAAGAGAAGGAACAACAGAUAAGGAAACCAUGAAAGAUGUGUCUAAAGUAGAAGAUCCAUUUGAUGACCUUACAUAUGAUAUUCCAGAGAAGCCAGUGACAUUUGCAGAGGGUGCUUCAUAUAGUGUUGUUAUACUUGCUGGACUAGGAAUUGCAGGUCUAGCUGCAUAUGCUGUUUUUAAAGAGCUGAUCUUUGAGCCGAAAGAGUACAAGAUUUUUGGGAAGGCGCUUGAAAGGGUUCAGAAUGAUAAUCAGGUCACAGUGAGGAUUGGUUCUCCUGUGACUGGCUAUGGCCAGGAAAGCAGAAAUCGUGCUGCAAGACAACGCAUUCCCAAUAGGGUUUGGACAGAUGAAGAUGGUGUUGAACAUGUUGAGGUAAACUUCCAUAUUCGCGGCCCACACGGGGCAGGGGUUGUGUACACUGAAAUGUUCAAAGACAAUGCUGACAAGAAGUGGAAGUUCACUUAUCUGAUUGUUGAGAUCAAGUCUCCAACAAAGGCACAACUAAUGUUAGAAUCUUAUGUUCCUGCAUGAGAUACAAUAAUCACCGGUCGGCCAAGUGCCUGUUCAUUUCUGGCCUGCCACUGGUUUUCAUAUACCUGGUGAAAAUGUUAUUUCGAUGUUAUCAUCCGUGACAUGGCCAAUCACUUGCUACAUUUGCUGAAAUAUUUUCCUCUUUGGGCAUGCCGAGCAAGUUUUGAUUUCCAAUAAAUUAUUGAGAAGUGAAAUCCAAGUUUAAGCUGGAUAUAAUUCCUUUUAUUGUGUUUAUUUUGUUUCCGAUUUUCUGUUUUGGAUAGUUGUGAUAUACACACAUCAAGGGAAAGAGCUUCAUUGCUGGGCUCAUGUUGUUGCCCUGCAUAAAGAGCAAGGGGUUUUAACCCAAAAACAAAAACAAAAAAAAAACAAAAAAAACCUGGUCCUAGGAUUCAUUGGCAUUAGUUUGCUAUUUUUUGCUCA
This is a messenger RNA of Dioscorea cayenensis subsp. rotundata (Guinea yam), 1482 nucleotides long. Its product is annotated as probable mitochondrial import inner membrane translocase subunit TIM21. Gene Ontology annotation, biological process: protein import into mitochondrial matrix. Bases 163 to 1059 code for a protein of 298 amino acids. The record is from RefSeq and is a predicted model, not a curated record. Gene Ontology annotation, cellular component: TIM23 mitochondrial import inner membrane translocase complex. Lineage: Eukaryota; Viridiplantae; Streptophyta; Magnoliopsida; Dioscoreales; Dioscoreaceae. The transcript has 9 exons.